Molecule: messenger RNA, 6997 nt
Organism: Pelobates cultripes (western spadefoot toad)
Lineage: Eukaryota; Metazoa; Chordata; Amphibia; Anura; Pelobatidae
Source: the annotation of a GenBank genome assembly
GAAGUGUGUAUGGAAGGCUGUGCAAGUCACAUGCAGGGAGGUGUGACUAGGGUUCAUAAACAUAGGAAUUUAACUCCUAAAUGGCAGAGGAUUGAGCAGUGAGGCUACAGGGGCAUGUUCUAUACACCAAAACUGCUUCAUUAAGCUAAAGUUGUUCAGGUGACUAUAGUGUCCCAUUAACCCCUCAUGGACCAAACUUCUGGAAUAAAAGGGAAUCGUGACAUGUCACACAUGUCAUGUGUCCUUAAGGGGUUAAGGGCACUCAUAAAGUGCAAUGGAUAAAAUAAUAUAUUAUCAAUAAAACUAAUAUAUUAUGGGUAAACAGUGCUUCAUUUAGUCAUUAAUUAUGUAGCAAAUUACUUAAAAGUGAAGAUAACAUUCAGUAUCUUUAUUUUCAUGUACACAAGGGUCCAUCCUGUCUCUCUGUACAAUACCAGUCCCCUUUGUCCCAAAGCAAAAUGACAUAAUACCUAGCUUACAGAGGGUAUAAAGUCUAUGUUGGACAUAUUGGCACAUUGUUAUAAAGCUGCUCUGGGUUCAUGAAACCUGUGAGAUCUUAAUACAAAAAAAAAAAAGAAAUUAAAAAAAAACAACAGCUUUGAUGUAUUAUUAUUAAUUGAUCCACUUCAAUAAAUGGUAAGUUCAUCAAAUUUUCACCAUUGGUAUUUAUUUGAAAAUUAUAUGGAAAUUGAAACAAAUGUCAGAAUCAAAGUUUGUUUUGUAUUUUUUUUUCUUAAUAUCUAUUCAUUAUUGUGAGUUGACAGUAGAUAAUUGUAAAUGUUAAAUUCAAAAACAGCAACAGCGAUCCUGGCAAUCUUCAGACUUAGCAGCAGCAAUCUUAAAAACACAGAAACUGCUGCACAUAAACAAUAGCACAGAAACAAAGUACUUAAUAACAAUAUAAAUAUAUAUUUAUAUAACAUUUUGAUAUUAUAAUAGAUGUUCAGUGUUUAUCUAUGUAAGUGUCUAGAUUAAAGAUUAUUUCACAUAAUAUUAGAUUAGAUCACCCUGGAAUCUGUACCCAGUCCUAGUUCAUCAGAAUGUGUGGUCCUUGAAAUCACUGAGCAACAUCCAAUAUUUACUGUGUGGACAGAAUUAAAAAACUGAAGUACCAUGCAGUCAGAGAAAAGAGGAAAAUUGGAAAAAAUAAAGAACAUAAAAAGUGGGGUGGGAGAACAAAAAAUAAAAAAGGAAAGGGGAAUGUAUCGCACAUUAAAUAAUGACAGUUGGGGAGGAGCGGAAUGAAGAGAAAUGGAAAAUGGCUUAAUGGGAAACAAGUGCAGAGGCAGUACAUGCACUGGAGACAUCUAUAACCAUUAAUGGUCACUGAAGUCAGAAGUCCUCUCACUCAGUCAUUAUGGGUUAUUGUCUCGAUAGGGAUGAAUCUUUUUACUGAUUGUAUCCAAAUAGAGAGUACAUGAUGGACCCAACUUUGUUCAUGCAACUUUGUUGACUUUGUACGAUUGAUUAUUGUCUUCUUCAAACAAUGCCAGACUUUCCUUGUACAAUAUGUCACAUUUAUAAUGUUAUGCAAAUUUCACUGCUUAAUAUUUACUAACAGAAAAACUAAAAAUAAAGAUUGUCAAAAAUUGCUAAUGUGCUUUAUGUGGGAAGAGCGUGUUCUCUUGUUUUAUUUUUUUAUAAAAUGCAGAUAGUAGAAAUUGGCACUUUUAUAAAUGAACCUUGUUACAUCCUCUUGGCUGUCAGUCAGACAACUGGUCCUGUUACUUCCAGGUAGUUUAGUUUAGAGAAACUAUUCUCAAGAGGCAGGCAAUUGCAAUGGCAAAGACUUCUCAUUGAGCUGCAUUUAAAAUUAUAUGAUUGAAGAACCACAUGUCCACAAGUUUGGUUGGAUUUAUAAGGGGAAGGCUUGAAAAGGCUGCAGACAAGAGAACUGCAGCUUUUACAAGCGGUUUUCAUAUAUUUUUUCAGGGCCCUGUGGACCUUGCCCUCGCCCCACACUCUCUGGCAUGCAAUAAUGCCCUCCAAACCAGCUCAGUGGCAGAACUAAGGCACUUAUGCAGAAAGGACCCUGGUGCAAGAAAAAUGUUUUAGGUCCCCCUCUAGCGCAUGAGUGGAGAAAUGAUAGAGCCCCAUUUUUCAUUUAACUCCCAUAAUGCUAUGUCAGCUGGGGAUCUACCAUUUGGCCAUCCUUGCAGGGUUGUAUUUGUGAACAGUGUUUGUGCAUUUGAAUGUAAGCAUGUUUUUGUGUAGCGUUUGUAUAUGUAGAGGUGUUUUUGUAUGUGUUGUUACCAUUGGAAUGCAGUGGUGUACAAGUAAGUAGUGUAGGACUGAACCGCAAAAACAUUUUGUUUAUUAAAAGCUAUAUUAUGUAUUGGCUGUUGAUAGUAACAAUGCUUAACAAUUAUAAAAAAAAAACAACCAUGAAAACAAGUCCACUGAUGGCAAUGAAAGGGUUAAAUACAUAUAUUGUUCACUUUAGAUUUAUGUGAAUAAUACUGGUCAGCCACAACAUUAAUGUUACCUUCCUAAUACUGUGUAGGUGCUUCUCGUGCUGCCAAAACAGAACUGAUGAGUAGAGGAAUGGACUCCACAGCAACUCUGAAUUUGUGCUGUGGUAUCUGGCACCAAGACAUUAGCAGCAGUCCUUUAACUCCUGCAGGUUGCAAGGUCAGACCGCCAUAGAUCAGUUUGCUCAGUUAGAUUAAGAUCUGGAAGCCAAGGCAACACCUUGGACUCUUUGUCAUGUUCCUCAAAGCAUUCCUGAACAUUUUUUGCAUAGUGGCAGUGUGCAUUAACCUGCUGAAAGAGACCAAGGCCAAAAAGGAAGAGCAUUGCCACAAAUGAGUGUACAUUCUACGCAGCAAUAUCUAGUUUGGUGAUACAUGUCAACGCAACAUCCAUAUGAAUGCCAGGACCCAAAGUUUACCAGCAGAACGUUGCCAAGAGCAUAAGACCUCCUCCACCAGCCUUCUUCCCACAGUGCAUCCUGCUGCCUUUUCAUCUCCAGGUAAACAACAUAAAUGCACCCAGCCAUCCACCUUAUCUAAACUAAAACAAAUCUCAGUUUCAGUUGAAUAGUUUCUCAAGUCAACACACAAUGUGUUGACUAUUAAUCAUCUGUUUCAAAAAAAUAUUCUGCUAUAUUAUUACGUUAAAUAAGCAUUACUUUCCAGUAUAAUUUUGCCAUUCAGAUUUAAUUAACUACAAUUUACAAUUUAUUGAGUAAUUAUAUUUGUUCACAUUUUUGAGAGAGGGAAACUUUUAUCCAUUAAGAUAUCACAUGCUUUUUUUUAUUAAAGCACUAAGAAAUGUUAAUACAGACUUAAAUUAUAAUGUUAAAACAGUUUUUUCUUUAUUCUUUUUGUUUGUAGAUGAUCAUGGAAAUAAACCAGACAAUGGUGACAGAAUUCAUACUUUUGGGAUUUCAGAACCCUCCACUUUUUAACACUAUAUUAUUUAUUGCAAUUCUUGUUAUCUACUUUUUUACAGUAGCUUUAAAUUUUCUUAUCAUCUCACUGGUGGCAACAGUCCCGAUUCUGAAAUCUCCCAUGUAUUUCUUCCUUAGUCACUUAUCCGCAUCCGAUAUCUUGGUCACUACCAAUAUAACUCCUAAUAUGCUCCGUGUUAUUUUACAUGUAGAAAGCACAAUAUCUCUUACUGGCUGCAUUACACAGUUUUAUUUUCACUGUCUAUCAUCUGCCGCAGAGACCCUUUUCCUUACAGUGAUGUCCUACGACCGAUAUCUCGCUAUAUGCAAACCAUUACAUUACACUUCCAUCAUGGAUAUCUGGCUUUGUCUCCAUUUGGCCGUUUGGUCUUGGAUUUUAUCAUGUACAGUGUCAAUACUCAUUGCUUCUCUAAUACAUCAACUAGUGUUCUGUGGACCUCACAUAAUUGACCAUUAUUUCUGUGAUUUUAUUCCUCUUCUGCAAUUGUCUUGUUCAGAUUCCACCAUUGUUAAAUUGACAGAUAUUGUAUUAACGAUACCACUUGUAAUUCUCCCCUUGUCUUUCAUCUUUUACACAUAUACCUCUAUUUUCAUAACGAUCUCCAGAAUUUCCACCAGCAGUGGGAAACUGAAAUCUUUCUCCACCUGCAGCUCUCACUUGAUUGUAGUGAGUAUAUACUAUGGAACUCUAAUAACAAUAUACAUGGCCCCAUCUAAUAAUUCUUCAUUUGACGUCAAUAGGACUAUUUCGCUCUUAUAUACAGUGGGAACACCACUUUUCAAUCCAAUUAUUUACUGUUUAAGGAACAAAGAUAUUAAGAACGCAGUGAGGAAAUAUCUCAAGUAGAACAAUACUACAUUGCAUUACAUUAUGCAUUCUUUUUUGUAUAAAGUGAUGUAUUUUACAGACUAUUUAACCAUGUAACUAAUCACAUAGACAGUUGUCUGUGCACUGAUAGUUGUAUUAAUAUUUGCUUCUUUUAUAUUCAUAAAUUCUAGUUAUGUUAUUUUUCCUACUAUUUUGGUUAUUUCAUGGCUAACAAUCACAAACAAAUAUUACGUUUGUAAAAAUGGGAAUACUUGUUAAUUUUCCAUCCUCCUCCAUUUUGUUAGAUGAUCAUUUUUUCUGAAGAAGAUCCCCGGAGGCCCAUCCACAGCCAUUCUCUACAUCAUAAAACAUUUAUUUUUACUUGUGUAAAACAUUCAAUUUUAAGAGAGGAUUUAUCUAAUUUACAAUGUUUUCCUAAGAGAGCUUGGAGCCUGUAACAUAUCAUGGUGGAUAUAAAGGUAACAGACAUUCUGCGAUAUAAAUAUAGUAAUGUCACCAUUAAGCAGAAGCCAACAACCUUGAUAAAUAAGCAAAUUAGUUUAUCACUGCUCUAGACAGAAAUAAGAGACCAUCUGCUUCUGGAACCUUUCAAACCCAUUUGUGGCUGACCAAUCACUGACUUCCCAAAGUAGCUCAAUGAGAUGUCUUUGUGAAGCAGGUGCUCUGUAUAAUUCCUUUCUCUUGAGUUUAGCUCCUCUAGGCUGAACUACCAGGAAGUAUCGAGAUUAGCUGUCUGAUUGAAAACCAGGAGAAUGUAACAAGGUUAAUUUAUAAAAGUCCCAAUUUCCACUAAGAUCUACACUUUUUAAAAUGAAUAAAGAGGACACACUCUGUACACAGAAAGCAGUGCUUAUAGGAAUGCAUAUUGCUGAGAUCCUCUGCCUUUAAACAUAAUUUUACCACAUGACAGGAAGCUUCAUAUUUUGCAUAUAACUCUCUUUACUCACUCCACAUAGCAGUAAAGAAAAGUGAAAGCAUUAACCAAUCAAAAAUGCAGUAGGAGAUAUAAUAUUCACAGUGAUGAGGCUCCUCCCCCUCUUUCUUUACUGCUCCAUCAGCAGACAGGUCAGAGUUUCAGGCUCUUCCCUUUAUAUAUACUGUAUUCCUAUAUUAUAUGUUAUAUUAUUUUACUUUAUACCAUUUUUUUCUUAGGGGACUUCUCCCUCCUGUCCUGGGGGUUUUUAUUCAGUUAUUAUUAUGUCUCACUAUGUGUUUUUAUUCUAUUUUGUCUCUGCUCGUUCUUCUUAGGGGUUUUCUGUGAUCCCUUUUUCUCUCUUCGUUUUCCCCCGUUUUUCCGCUGGCCUCCCAGCCUAUUUCCCUCAGGGUAACGCUCACCCUGCUCCUAAUACUCCCUUGCGGCUCCGAAGCUGCUUUUUAGAUCGCCGGCACGCCGGGAAACCUCUUUCCCGGCUCCCCGGCGGCCAUCUUGGAUCUCGCGUCUUGCGAGAUUCUCGGCCGCCAUUUUGGGAGUCCCGCGGGCUGCGCAGUGCCGACCGGCGCCGCAACCCGCUCGUUCCCAGACACCCACACACAUCCCGGCUGGCUGGGGUGUGUUAUACUGUUCUGUGCUGACGGCUUGUAACCUUCAAAGAAGUACAGCUGGCAGGGGUCACUGGCGUUUUUUAUUAUAAGGAUUCAGAUGCUGCUGGCCCUAUUGAGUGGUGAGUCCACUAUUAUUAUUGAUUUACUGGGUGGAUUUUGUGCCACCUACAAUUCUAACAGGGUGAGUCCCUUAUUUCACUGCUGCCAUCAGGUGGAUUUUGUGCCACCUAUAUAUAUGUAUAUGGUAAGGGGCAUCCCAACCCCAUCUUAACACCAGAUUGAGUGGAUUUCGUGCCACCCUCACUGUCAUAUACAUUUCUGGGUGAGGCCCAGCAAGAAAACCCAAUUUACACUGCUGGGGUCUCUGGUACUUCUUGUACCUGUGCUACCACACAUCCUGCUGGGGUGUUGUUAUUAUUAUUACUGAAUCCAUACUCUACUACCUGACCCAUAGCCCAUCUGCCCUGUGCCAACACCAAAAUCACUAUGGAAGCAUCCCAAACCCCUGCGGACUUCCAGUCUAUGAUUGCAGACGCCAUCUCCGCCUCUAUGGAGUAAGCGCUGUCCAGGGUUAUGUCGGCAUCUACCGACAAAACUAAAAAAGCCACGCUGGCCUAACCUCAGGAUGAAGACUCUGAGGCCUCUGAGUCACACGUACAGGCGGAUUCACGCCCCACCAAACGUCACUGGAAAGGUGAGAAAGCGGGCGAUCAAUUCGACUCUAGCAUGAUCAAAGAGUGGGCACAUGAUAUUAGAGAAAGGGCACAACGGUGCUUCUGUUUUGUUGGUAACACCAACGUAGCCCUCUCCUCUGAGAGGCGCAAGGCAGCUUUACUACGUAUGGACGGAAAACUGGUGGAUUUGGGCACCAAAGAGUUGGGACCGUUGGCACAGGGCAAACUGUUCGGAGAACCUUUCUUAAAAGAGCUGAACAAGCAUGUUAACAUCUUUACAUCCCUCAAUAAGGCUCAGACGUCUAUGAAACGAGUCUUCAGAGGCUACUCCAGUCAAGGUGUUUUUGGACGGCCUGGCCGCUACAGGGGCCGAGCAGCCAGCCCACAGCCUUUCUACCCAGAAGUGGGCUUCAGGAAACCCUUCUCCUAUACCCGAGGAGCAGACCGAGGCAGAGGACCUUGUAACCGUGGCAGAGCACGCUUCCCCACAGGUAAGCAAUUUAGUGUCUCUAGUUUCACUUACCCCUUACACUGCAGGCC